AGGAACUUUCUUAAGUAUAACUGUCUUUCAUACUUCAAAGUGUUCAGUUCUAUUUCAGGCUGCUCCGAACUCAACGCUAACUCCAGAAGAGACAUGUGCGUUGUGUCAAACAGCACUUCGCACUGUCUUUGGACACUUUGGAGCGAACAUACCCAGUCGAAGAAAACUCGUCCAUCAGCUUAAACACGAAUGCAAACGACAUUUCAAUUACCGCAGACGAUGUCUCUUGCUGAUGAAACAGCACUACAAUAUGGUAUUCCUAGAAAUGACGGAUGGCUCAUUCACCCCAAUGCAAGCAUGCUUAAACAUGAAGGUGAGUAAACAAUAA
Molecule: messenger RNA, 328 nt
Organism: Haemonchus placei
Lineage: Eukaryota; Metazoa; Nematoda; Chromadorea; Rhabditida; Trichostrongylidae
Source: the annotation of a GenBank genome assembly